Chrysemys picta bellii (western painted turtle) is the source of this 1467-nucleotide messenger RNA. RefSeq names its product potassium voltage-gated channel subfamily A member 7 (gene KCNA7). Gene Ontology annotation, molecular function: delayed rectifier potassium channel activity; protein binding. Gene Ontology annotation, cellular component: membrane; voltage-gated potassium channel complex. The record is from RefSeq and is a predicted model, not a curated record. Gene Ontology annotation, biological process: protein homooligomerization; potassium ion transmembrane transport. NCBI's taxonomy places the organism in Eukaryota, Metazoa, Chordata, Testudines, Emydidae.
AUGGAGAAGCCGGCGCUGCCAGCGGGGGGACCCGCCGAGGUGCCCGGCCCCUACGUCCCGUGCCUGCGCCGGGACUGCUGCGAGCGGGUGGUGAUCAACGUGGCGGGGCUGCGGUUCGAGACCCAGGCCAGGACCCUGCUCCGGUUCCCCAACACCCUGCUGGGCGACCCCCGGCGCCGGCUCCGCUACUACGACCCACUGCGGGGUGAGUUCUUCUUCGACCGCAGCCGGCCCUGCUUCGACUCCAUCCUCUACUACUACCAGUCGGGCGGGCGGCUGCGGCGCCCCGCCAACGUCCCUCUCGACAUCUUCCUGGAGGAGCUGAAGUUCUACCAGCUGGGCGAGGAGGCGCUCAGCAAGUUCCGGGAAGACGAGGGCUUCGUCACGGAGGAGCAGCGCCCGCUGCCCGGGCCCGAGUUCCUCAAGCAGGUCUGGCUGCUCUUCGAGUACCCGGAGAGCUCGCAGGCCGCCCGCAUCAUCGCCAUCAUCUCCGUGCUGGUCAUCCUCAUCUCCAUCGUCAUCUUCUGCCUCGAGACGCUGCCCGAGUUCCGGGACGAGCGGGACAUGUCGCUGCCGGUCCCCCAUCACCGGGCCAACAGCAGCCACGUGCACACCCCCAAGAGCCAGCUGGACGACCCCUUCUUCAUCGUGGAGACCAUCUGCAUCUGCUGGUUCUCCUUCGAGCUGGCGGUGCGGUUCCUGGCCAGCCCCAGCAAGCCGGCCUUCUUCAAGGACAUCAUGAACAUGAUCGACUUCGUGGCGAUCAUCCCCUACUUCGUGGCGCUGGGCACGGAGUUCGCCCGGCAGCGGGGGGUGGGCCAGCCGGCCAUGUCGCUGGCCAUCCUCCGCGUCAUCCGGCUGGUCAGGGUCUUCCGUAUCUUCAAGCUCUCGCGCCACUCCAAGGGGCUGCAGAUUCUGGGCCAGACGCUGAAGGCCAGCAUGCGGGAGCUGGGCUUGCUCAUCUUCUUCCUCUUCAUCGGCGUCAUCCUCUUCUCCAGCGCCGUCUACUUCGCCGAGGCCGACCACGCCGAGACCAACUUCACCAGCAUCCCCGAGGCCUUCUGGUGGGCUGUGGUCACCAUGACCACGGUGGGCUAUGGGGACAUGUCCCCCGUGACGGUGGGCGGGAAGAUUGUGGGCUCGCUGUGUGCCAUCGCCGGGGUCCUCACCAUCUCCCUCCCGGUGCCCGUCAUCGUCUCCAACUUCUCCUACUUCUACCACCGGGAGACGGAAGGCGAGGAGCAGGGCCAGUACACCCACGUGGCCGGCUGCCCUGGCCGCCUGCCCUCCCCGUUGCUGACCGCCCGCCAGGAGAAGGCCUGCGGGAAGGAGGAGACAUACUGUGGAGAUGGGGCCCUGGCGCUGCCCAGCUCCCGGCUCCUGGACGGGAUGGUGGCCUCGGCCAGCAGCCAGCCGGUCCUGCUGGAGACCCAGCAACCGAACCGGGGUUUGGUGACCCAGGUGUGA